CUGCUAAAAAUAGUUUAGUUGUAACUCAUGAAUGUCUUUUGUUUGCUUCAGUGCAACUUGGUAGGUGCUGUUUAAUUAACACCAGUCAAAUUUCACUGCAAUACACAACUGCAUGUGUAUGUAAUUCCUCUACAGUAGUAGUAAGCUUAAAAUGCUACACAAUUUUUCAUCUCUGGUUGUAGACAAAGUGAUAUGACAUUAUAAUAGCAGCAAGUAGCAAACAAUUAUUACUUGAAACAAACAAGCCACAUUGGACAUGCCUAGAAUAGAGAUAAGUCUAGCAGUGAUAACUACAAUACAAUAUAUCUGAAUAUCUGAAUUAAUAGACAAUAUACAAACUAUGCCAUACAAUUUGAUUUAUACAAUCGGUGCUCUAGUGCACUACAAAUUUAUGUUGCACUCAUUAGGUUCCCAGAGUUCCAGUUGGUGUUGAAGCUGGUACGUACAUGCAACAUGAGCACAUCAGGUUAUUUGUUCUACCACAAUACUAAUAAAUCUUUGCUGUUUUGUGAUUCUGAGAAGUGGGUUGAGAUGUGGAAAGUAUACAUAUCUUGUUCUGUAAUUAAGAUCAACUCUAUUCAGUUUGUGCAGAAGGUCCACUCUCUCCCACCUGUAAAGGUUUAUUGUGAUUAUUCUGUGAUCUCUAGUGGGUGUGCACUUGUGUGGAAACACUCAUAUUUUCAAGUUGGAAAUCCAACUGAUGACAUGCGUACUUUCAGUUCAGUGGAUCGUCCAUGUACUGAUCUGUCUGAUGGUUGGUGUAAUGUGGGUAACAAGGAUAAUGUUCCUGGUAAUGUUCAAUUGACAGUUGCUUAUCACGAAGGAGAAGUUGUGUAUGCAUAUGGUGGUGAUCAUAAUUCUGAACUGGGAAAGUCAUGGCGUGGAGCAAUACUCAACAAUCCAGUCAAAAUUACAGAUCAUUGCAAUCGAGGAAAUGGGAUUCCUCCGUAGCCAACUAUUUGGUCAGGUGGAAUACAAGGAUUGACAUUUGACAAAUGGAAUCCUGGUGUAUACAAUGCUAACUGUGAAACAGAUCGAUACAAGAGUAUGAGAGACUGUCGCUGGGAGAAUUGUCAGUUACCUUCAUCUAUCUCAUCCAGAAAACAUCGUGUUCAAAUGACAGUUGCUAUAUUUCUUUGUUGACUUUGCCCACAGCACUCUAUGGGGUAGUUGCAUGUUAAAUUGAUCUUGUUGCAUUGUAUGAAAUGUAACAUCUAGUAUUGUGAAUCUUGGGCUUUCUUGUCAGGACCUCACAGCAUCAUUUGCUUUUGUUGUGUUUCUGAUUUCCAACCAUAAAAGUUUAUUACAUGCAAAAUUGUAAUAACAAAUUGUUUUUGUUUUGCGUUGUAGCUUACAUGGUAAAUGGUAAUAGAAUACUUGAAUAAAG
Molecule: messenger RNA, 1387 nt
Organism: Corticium candelabrum
Lineage: Eukaryota; Metazoa; Porifera; Homoscleromorpha; Homosclerophorida; Plakinidae
Exons: 3
Coding region: 454-951 (165 amino acids)
Source: RefSeq, a predicted model, not a curated record